CCGGAGCUGGUGAAUGUUGAUGGCGGCAGCAGAAAAGUCCCGGAUGGGGCCGCCGAGAUCCCGGCCCCAUCCGGCGCCCAAUCGGGCAAUUUUGGCCGGCGAAGAGGGUGCCGUUGUCCAAGCUGGACUCGCCAAACAAUGCCCUUUUCAGAACCCUAUACAAUUCAAGACGCCUUGUGACGCAAAUGUCGAAGCUGAAUUGGUCCCCAAAGUGUGGUUCAUCAAAUCGCUUUUCGUCGAUUAUGCUCUGAACAGGAAAACGCCUCGUGCUCGCAGAUUGUGGAGAGGAGAGCGCAAACCCACCGCUUCUGCCAUAUAAAGAUACCCCGCGCUUUCAGCAGUCGACAAUGUUCUCCUUCACCCAACCUACCAAUCUCACGCGAGCAACAAUCCUCGUCUGCCGUUGACGGAACUCGACACGACCAAGCAACGACCAUCAUGGCCAGGCAAAACGAGCAAGCGAACGGAAACCGCUUUCCGACACCCCCGUCCUCACGCCACUUCGCUACUGCCGAAGCUUCGAACAUAAAAGCCUUCGCAGCCAUCUGCUCCCAAGCGGCUACGGCAGAAGAGUACCCGCUCGCCGCAACGAUCCAGAGGAACGUGCCCGUCUAUGACCUCCCGACCUAUUCCAGCCUCACGGAGGCGCAACGCGGCGCUCUCCAGGACGAGUGGUAUCGCGUCCUGAUCUCGGGGCCGGGCGUCUUCGUCACCAAAGGGCUCUACCGCGACAGGCGACUGAUCGAGGCGGUAAACGCUGCCUUCGCCUCCGUCAUCGAGCAGGAAAGGAAGUCGGGGGCCGCAAAGGGCGACCACUUCGCCAGCGCCGGCAAAAACGACCGCAUCUGGAACUCCUUCAGCAAGCACGGCCUCGCCGACCCGGCGUCCUUUGUCGAGUACUACUCGAACCCGUACCUCGGACUGAUCUCCAGCGCGUGGCUCGGGCAGGGAUACCGCAUCACCGCGCAGGUCAACAACACAAAGCCGGGCGCCUCCCCGCAGGUCUGCCACCGGGACUACCACGUCGGCUUCCAGACUGCCGAGGCGGCUGCCCAGAUCCCACGCGCCAUGCAAGUUGCGAGCCAGCUCCUCACGCUCCAAGGCGCCGUGGCCCACUCGGACGUCCCCCUCGAGAGCGGGCCUACGCGGGUGUUGCCGUUCAGCCAGACGUUCGAGCCCGGCUACGUGGCCUACAGGAGACCAGAGUUCAACGCCUUCUUCUUAGAAAACUACGUCUCUUUGCCGUUGGAGGUCGGCGACGGGCUGUUCUUCAACCCCGCGCUGUUCCACGCGGCCGGCGAGAACAAGACGGCCGACGUGUACCGGAUGGCAAACCUGCUGCAGAUCAGCAGUCCGUUCGGCAAGCCGAUGGAGUCUGUCGAUGCCGUUCCGCUCAUCGAGAAGUGCUGGGACCAUCUCGUGACGCUGUACGAGGCUCGGGGUCUGGAUGACGAGGUGAAGGCGUUUGUGGCGGCUGUGGCCGAGGGUUACCCGUUUCCCACCAACUUGGACUCGAACCCGCCACGGAAUGAAGGCAUGGCGCCGGAGUCGGAACAGGAUAACAUUACAAAGAGUUUGACGGAGAACCGAACCAAGGAGGAAGCCGUAGAGGCGCUCAAGAAGUUUGUCGCUAGAUCCGUGGCAUAAGCAGGGCCGCGUCGUUGUGUCUAUUCUCAGAUACUCAAUCCCACGUUCCGUAUAGUCGCUGUCACUUGGAUCGUUGUAGUUGGUUGUUAUGGACAA
Colletotrichum destructivum is the source of this 1743-nucleotide messenger RNA. RefSeq names its product Putative phytanoyl-CoA dioxygenase. The coding region runs from base 439 to 1647 and encodes 402 amino acids. Gene Ontology annotation, biological process: fatty acid alpha-oxidation. The record is from RefSeq and is a predicted model, not a curated record. NCBI's taxonomy places the organism in Eukaryota, Fungi, Ascomycota, Sordariomycetes, Glomerellales, Glomerellaceae. Gene Ontology annotation, molecular function: phytanoyl-CoA dioxygenase activity. The transcript has a single exon.